AUGCCGCGAUCACAAAACUCAAACCCUCCUCUCCUCUCCUCUUCUCGUAUGCCGGCCACCCUCCGCGCCAUCCUCGCGGCCCCGAGCCCUCUCCCAGCGCGCGCGCUCCCCGCAGCCCAGGCCCUCCUCCUCACCUCGGGCCUCGCCGCGGACGCCGCCGUCCUCGCGCAUUUCGCCAGGCACUUCGCCUCCGCGACGCGCGCGCCCGCGGACGCCGUCAAGGCGCUGCUCCGCCUCCGCCCGCGCCCGCUCUGCGCGCACCCGUUCAACGCCCUCAUCUCCCACCUCACCCUCUCCGGCGAUCCCUCCGCCGCGUUCCGUGUCUUCGCGGUCCUCGCCGCUGGAGGCGACGCCGGGCGUCCAGACGGGUACACGCUCCCGGCCGCGCUCAAGGCGUGCGCGCGGCUCGGCGGCGGCCUCCGCGAGGGCCGCCAGGCGCACGCGGUCGCGGCCAGGGGCGGGUUCCUGGGGCGCCUCCCCGUCCGCAACGCGCUGGUCACGCUGUACGGCGCGUGCGGCGUGUGCGGCGACGCCAGGAGGGUGUUCGACGAAAUGGCGGGGCGGGACGUCGUGUCCUGGACCGCGCUGGUGUCCGCGUUCGUCAGGGGAGGGAGGUUCGCCGAGGCACUGGCGGUGUUUGGCGAGAUGGACGUUGCGCCGAACGAGGGGACAUUGGCUAGCACGCUGGUCGCCUGCGGGAGGCUGGGGGCUGUGCACGCUGGGAAGGCUGUGCACGGGCGGUGUCUUAAGAGGGAGAGGGAGCUGGAACUCAUCGUUGGGAAUGCCUUGCUAGAUAUGUAUGUCAAGUGCGAGAAGUUGGAUCUUGCAAGACGGGUGUUCGACAGGCUCUUGGUGAGGGACAUUGUUUCUUGGACGGUCAUGAUAAGUGGUUUGGUGCACUGCAGGCUUCCGAGCGAGGCAUUAGAGCUGUUCAAUGGGAUGCAGACAUCAGGGGUGAAGCCAGAUAAGGUUGUUCUCUCCACUGUCCUCUCAGCUUGUGCGAGCCUAGGCGCGCUGGAGUCUGGGAGGUGGGUGCAUGAAUACAUAGAGCGUAAAGGCAUCGAGUGGGAUGUGCAUGUGGGGACGUCAUUGGUUGAUAUGUACGCAAAGUGUGGGUGCUUGGAAACUUCUCUUUCAAUCUUCCAUAAGAUGCCUGUGAAGAAUGUAUCAUCUUGGAAUGCGCUGAUCAAUGGGUUCACAUUGCAUGGUCAUGGUAGGGAAGCUCUUGUGUACUUUGACAGGAUGGUGACUUCAGGCUUGCCCCCCAAUGAAGUCACCUUUAUAAUCGUCCUUGGUGCUUGCUGCCACACAGGUUUGGUGCAACAAGGCCUCGGGUUGUUUAAUUUGAUGAAAAAUUCGUACAAGCUCUCGCCAUGGGAAGAGCAUUACGGUUGCAUGGUUGAUCUUCUUGGCAGAGCUGGGCUCAUCCAGGAAGCAUAUGGUUUAGUUAAGGUCAUGCCUAUGACGCCUGCUGUGUCCACGUGGGGAGCCCUGCUGAGUGCAUGCCAAGCUCAUGGGCGUGUAGAGUUUUCACAGCAGAUUCUAAGGCAUGUCCAUGAGCUGGAGUCCUCUGGGAGUGGGGUUUAUGUACUCCUCUCAAAUUUGUAUGCUCUGAAUGAUAGAUGGACUGAUGUAAAGAGGGUGAGAGGCCUGUUGAGUGCAAAAGGCUUGUGGAAGGAGCCAGGGUCCAGUUUGAUUGAGGUGAAUGGUAAGACCAGUGAAUUUGUAGUUGGACAGACGGACCAUCAAGAUAUGGAUGCGAUAUGUGCAAUGCUUCUUAUGCUAACGAGGCAAAUACAUUUGGAUGGGCUGUAAUUCUUCAGGCAGAUUCUCAGUUUUCGUUGGAGAUUUGAUCUUAUGCAUUCAGAAAAUAUCUACUAAUUUAGUUGGUCCUAGGGACUGGAUAUCAACUUUAGGUAGUCAUUGCACAUUGUUAGCAUCAUGUGGCUACACCUAUUUCUGUGGGUGAAUGGUGAUCAAAUCUAACCUUGGAAGGGUUACUGCACAUUUAUAUUUCAUUGUUUAUUGCUCUUGUGCUUAUGCAGCUUUUCUGGUGUUAAAAAUCUGAACAGCCAAGUGGAGUACAAAGUUAGCCAGACAUGAUUAACAAUGAAUAUCAACCAUUGUUGGGUGCCUCUUGGAGUAUCUUGCCACUCUUCAGUUCUUGAACAUGAUUGAUGGUAAAUUUCAGCAUCAGAACUCCUGGAUUGGAGGAAUGGACUCUGACCCUUACAAGGCACUGGCACAAACCCGGACUAAUUUGUAAUCAUUUUAUACAAGGUGAGGCAAAAAGUUGCUGAACCUUUUACAUCAGAUUGAGUUGAGACUGGUAGAGUUUCUACCCUGCACAUAACUGCGCCAAGAGCUAUGCAGAAUAUACCAGCCUUGUAAACAUGCCUGUUAUUAGUCUCUGAAGUUAUCCUGAAGCCUAGGAGGUGAAGUGUUCUGAAGGAGCAUGAGACAUCAUUAGUUCUUUGUUCUCCUAUCUUUCACUCAACUUGUUAGUUGAUGAAGGGCAUCUGCUUUUUAACAUGACAGGGACAGUUGUUGGAUAUGUCAUAAUUAUAUAUUCCUCAUUAAAGAAGAAGAUAAAGUGUUGUUCAAGAACACUGCUGCCACAGGGGGUCCAAGAGCAUAAAGUGCGGAGAAGUCUCUUGUAUUGAAAUUUGGUCUCCAUCCUGGUGCAUAUAUUGUUUGCCGGACGGAUUGGCGGAA
This is a messenger RNA of Triticum dicoccoides, 2715 nucleotides long. Its product is annotated as pentatricopeptide repeat-containing protein At4g38010-like. Lineage: Eukaryota; Viridiplantae; Streptophyta; Magnoliopsida; Poales; Poaceae. The record is from RefSeq and is a predicted model, not a curated record. The coding region runs from base 1 to 1815 and encodes 604 amino acids. The transcript is spliced from 2 exons. Gene Ontology annotation, biological process: RNA modification. Gene Ontology annotation, molecular function: RNA binding; protein binding.